AGCUCCUUAUUACAUCCAACAAAUGUCAACAAAAACAAACAAACAUAAUGUGUUGUUUGGAUGUUGUUAUGGUACUCUGGCGUGCUUGGUCAGAACUUGCCGUUGAGUGUGAAAUUUUUGUAUAAGGGCAAGACAGGGCAGGGCAUCCUUGUGUCUUCCAUCUGCAGUCAAAGCAAACACUUUUCAGUGCUCUUGUGGUUAUGGCCAUGUGGAGAGGAGACAGAAACAGCCUCUCACCUUUGGGACACAGGAGUGACCAGGGAUGGGAUGCUGACCUCGGGCGUAAAUCCUUCCGGAACACUCCUGGACCCUCAAGCCCCCUCACAUUCUUGGAUCAUGGCUUUUGGGACAACAGGUCUCUUUUCAAAGAUCAGAAAUCUUUAACAUGGAGUUCUAUAGGUUUAUCUGGAUCAAAUCGCUGCACAAAAAUGAGCAACAGCUCUCUCGACAGUCAUUGCAGACAGAAACAUGGAGGCGGUGUGGACAUCCAGAGAUGGUCGUCCACAUCUCGUCCAGACGGUGCUCCACGACCACAGUGUUCAAAAGAGGAGUUUGAGCUCAAAGCUGCACCAGAGGAAAGCAGCGUGAGAAGAGCAGAGCUCGUCCGGAGUCUCCGAGAGGCCAAAAGUCAUCUGGACGCUCAGACAGACCUUUGUAAAACCAGAGACACACAGCUUCAACACAACCACAGCAUCUCACAGUUUAUGGAAUUAAAGCACAAGCAGCUGUCUGAAACAGUGAGUGUUCUUGAACAAGACAAGGAAACAGCAGAGCAGAGCCACUUUAAUGAGAGCCGCCGUCGAGCAGAAUUACAGGACAAGGUUCUGCAGCUAGAGCUGGACAUUUUGAAGAUGAGGUCCAACCUUGAAAGAAGAACUCCACCCGCAUCACCAAACCCACUCAUCAACACUUCACCUGUUACAAAAGAUGAAAUCCUCAUAGAGGGACAAAAGCAGACUGAGAUGGAGACGAAAUGGCUCAGAGAAGCUCUCAGAAGAGCGGAGGAGAGAGUGGAUGAUCUUGAUUAUGAGAAAAAGGAUGCGCUGAGACAGCUCAAAUCUUAUAAAGAGAACCAACAAGAGGCCAUGAACCAAACAGAGGAGCUGAAACGAAGACUGAACCGUUCUGUACAGACCCAGACCGAGCUAAAAGAUCAGCUGAAAGAGUCCCAGAGUCGCCUGGAACAAAUGGAGCUGGAAAGAGACCUGCUGUCCACUAAGACACAGAGACUGGAAGACGGUCAGAAUGAUCUAAAGACCAAACUAUCUGGAGCUUUAAUGGAUAAGGACCGUCUUAUCCAGGAGAAAACUGAGCAACAUCAGAGGGUUCAGGCUUUGGAGCUGCAGUUACAGAGGGAGCAAAGAGGAAAGCAAAGCUUCAAUGAGCAGGUGUGUGAGCUCCAUACUGAACUGUCGCAAGCUAAGAACCAGGCCAGCAAACAGAAGAAAGACACGAUAUUCAGGAAGGAGGAGCUGCUUUCAUUGAAAGAGCUGAAUGAAAAGCUUUCGUCUGACCUGACCAGAUCUACAGAGAGGCUGCAAGUGACCUUAAAGCAGCUACAUGAACUGGAAGCGAACAAACUGAUCCAAACCAAUCAGAUUGCAGCACUGGAGACAGAGCGCUUUAAGCUGAUUGGAGAAAAUGCCAAUAAUGGAUUUCAAGAUGAAAUUGGAGAGUUGAAGGACAAAUGCUGCCAACAAAGGGAAUUGCUGGACAAUCUAAAGCUGGAGAAUCAGAAUCUUCAGGUAAAAUGUCAAGACCUGGAGAAAAAAGUGCAAAGCGUGGAGGCGGAGUACAACCUUAAGGAGGAGGGGCUACAGUGUGCAGGGGUGGGGUUUGAGCAGGAGAAGGAGGAGUUAAGGAAAGUAGCAGCUCACUGGAAUGAGAGGUGGCUGGAUGUGUCCAUGAUGUUAUGCGCGACGCAGGCCGAACUUGAAGGGGUCAAGAAACAACAGCAAGAGAACGAUGAAGUGUCGUCUGAAGAUGUUGAUGGAGAGUUGGCGCAGAUGAAGGAAGAGUUGAGGAAGGUGUCGGACUUGUUGAAGAUCAGAGACACCGAGCUGGUGGAGCGGCAGCGGGAGCUGCAGACCGCUUGCAGUCAGGUCUCACAGGAGAGCAGUGAGGUUGAGAGACUGAAGCAGCUACUGGCAGAAAGAGAUCAGAAACUAAGAGAAAAAGACCAAGAUCUGACCAAUCUGGAGAUACAGAGUGAGAAGGAGAAAGCAGAAGCUAAGGUCAAGCUAUCGGCUCUUGAACUGAAGCUUCGCAGAGAUAAAGAUCUGCACUCAGAAGAGGAAGUGGUCAGCAAUGACUACACUCAUGAGGACUUUGAAUCCCUGAGAGCUCUGUUAGAAGAAUAUAGCUGGACAGCGGAAGAGCUAAAGCAGGAGAGAGAUCAUGCUAUGCAACAACUGCAUGACCUUGAAUCGUCCCAGCAGUUUAAAGCAGAAAAACAGCCUUCACCAGAAGCCAAAAAACCUUCAGGUUUAGAUCCUAAUGAACAGAGGAGGCUGGUUACAGAACAGCUGAAAAGUCUGUUUAGAGAAAGAGAGCAGCGUGGAGAGAGAUCCGGCUUGUUUGAAAAUGAGGUCCAAAAUCCUAAAAGCAUUAAGCAACCCCUUUUGGACCCGAGUCUAACCUCUCCGUUGUGUGGUCAGAAACAUGUAGAGGAGCAAGAUCUCAAGCAGGGGGCAGCAAAGGAGUCUUCAUCCAAAACAAGUCCUAUUCCCAGGGGACCAAAGAUUUCUGAAAGAACAGAGCACACACAGAAGCCUGGCAGUAAGAAUGCACAGAUGUCUACACUGGGAGAGGAAAUGGAAAAUCUAACUGAGAGAGGUGAAAAUCUUAAAGACACAGUAAUAUCUCCUCAGUACAUUCAGAUGGUGAAAGCGAGAUCUCAGCCUAGUGAUGACAUGACAUUGAUCAGAGUAACCGGCUUACAAAACUUGAAGAAAGGAAAGGUCCGUCAGAAAAACUCACCCUUGGGCUGCAGGGACGGCACAUUCUAUGCCAGACAGAUCGAGGUUUGUGACUCAUCACAUGUGGAAGAGUCCAGUCGAGGAGGGGCGAGGGAAGACACACCGCUGAAAGAGUAAUGAUGAUAAAAAUAUUUUGUGAAUAUGUUAAAUGCACCUUAGUUUACAUUCAUUGUGAUACAGUACAGCCGAGCUAAAUGGUCAUGAACUCAUUUUCACAAGCAUGUUGGCAAAUUUUCUGUUUAACAUACAUUUAGUCAAACAUUGUCAUCGCUUGAACCGACUUUGAGUAACUUCAUGUUCAUAUUUAAGAUUUAAAAUAUACUUUAGUUUAUACAAUUAUCACUUUUUCCACAGCCUGUAAUUUAAUGAGCAAUUUCAAGAUUGUUU
Messenger RNA from Triplophysa dalaica, 3365 nucleotides. RefSeq names its product interaptin. Bases 201 to 3095 code for a protein of 964 amino acids. NCBI's taxonomy places the organism in Eukaryota, Metazoa, Chordata, Actinopteri, Cypriniformes, Nemacheilidae. The record is from RefSeq and is a predicted model, not a curated record. The transcript is spliced from 22 exons.